AUGUCUGUCGGCUGGCACGCGGAUGAUGAGCAGCUCUUUCAGGGCAAGCAGCGCGACUGCCGCAUCAUCUCCCUGUCGCUGGGAGCCACGCGCGCCUUCGAGGUCCGAUCGAACUGGUCGGAGCUCGAUUCCACCGUGCGCCUGGAGCUCGGGGACGGGGACCUCUGCACCAUGGAGGGUCUGGUCCAGAAGCACUUCCAGCACCGCGUGCCGCGCGAGGACAAGGUGACGGGGCCUCGCAUCAACCUAACGUGGCGGUGGAUUGCAAUUUGCCUGAAGAUGCGCGAAACAGCGCGUGCUCGCGCAGAGAUGGAAGUGGACUGCCCGCUUUUUCUCUCGCAAAGAAUGCGGAGAAUGCUGGCGUCCAUCCUUAACGUUCCCAUGUCGGAGCCCGCAGGGGAGAAGGAGUUCGACUCCUCUGCAGUGGAGGAGAGCGUCGCCAAAGUCAUUGCAGCGCUAACCUUCAAUCACAACCUCCCCCCGUCGUACGUCCAGUACUUCUUGAAUCAGGAGCCUCAGCUGUGGAAGGCGCAGCAGGACUCUGAUCACGAGCACGUCUACCGUUCGGUCUUGGAACGAGUCCAGCGAGGACUCCGCGAGGAUCCGCUACCGAACGUAGACCUGAAUCCCAGCCCGGAGGACAGUCUGCGAAACUUGCAGACAGCUGCAGGGGCCUCGGAUGCCUCCACGAAUGCUGCUUACGGGACUACAUCGGCGAACAACGAGGAUGUGGUCCGGCAGCGGAGAGGGGAGUACUCCAACAUGAAGGCCUGGUUCGGACCAGACAUCAUUGACGAGGACCCCUAUGUGUUCAAGCGUGUUAUGACGAACAAGCUCCCGAUUGCUCAGCACAAGACUGAAAUCACGGAGCUGAUCAGGGACAACCAAAUCGUGCUCAUUCAGGGCGAGACAGGAUGCGGCAAAACUACACAGGUGCCGCAGUACAUCUUGGAGGCAGCACUCCGCAUGCAGGCAGAAGCCAAGCAUGGGAAGGGAACAGACAAUCGCCGGCCUGUGCGGAUCGUCGUCACGCAGCCUCGGCGGAUUGCCGCCAUCACCGUGGCGAAGCGCGUCGCCGAGGAGCUGGGCGAAAAGGUGGGAGAAGGUGUGGUGGGCUACAAGAUCCGCGGCACCACAGUGGCCUCUCCAAAAUGCAAGCUGCUCUUCUGUACCACGGGCGUGGUGUUGCGCAGAUUGGCGAACGAGGGGUCAAAGUUCAUGUUCGGCCCAAAGACGGUCACGCACCUGCUGGUGGACGAGGUGCAUGAGCGCGGCGUGGAGACGGAUUUUAUGCUUACCUUCCUACGCGAGAUUCGGGUGAACCGCCCCAACCUUCGUGUGGUGCUCAUGAGUGCCACCAUGGACACAGAGUGCUUUUUGAAGUACUUCAGUCUUCCCGUGAAAGUUGCGAAUGGACACGCCGGCGGGAUAGCUCUCAAGCAGCCGCCCAUGGUGGUCUGCCCUGCAUUCUGCCACCCGGUAGCGGAGUGCUACAUGGAAAGCAUCAACGCUCGCCUUGGCCGCAACCGAUCUCCCGAAGCCAAGAGCCCGGAGGAGCUUCGCCGGGAGCCCACCGAAAUGUCGGAGAGUGAUGGCAUCGACUACGAUCUUAUUCUGAAGAUCGUGGAGGAGAUCGAGACUUCUCCGGACGGGGCCUGGACUUUUGCGCCAGAGUCCAUGCGAGCAACGGCGAAGGACCCCCACCGUGGUGCCGUCCUCGUUUUCUUGCCCGGGCUCGGAGAGAUCACGCAGCUGAUGUCCAAGCUAACAGAUGACAGCACAAUGUCAUCGAAGUGGUGGGUCUUGCCGCUUCAUGCCAAUCUUCCACCCGAGGAGCAGCAGCUGUGCUUCAGCACGUCACUACCGGCAGGUUGUACGCGGAAGAUCAUCUGCUCAACGAACGUCGCAGAGACUUCUGUGACUGUUCCUGACGUGACCGUGGUCAUCGACACCUGCCGAGAGCGUCGGAACCAGGUGGAUCGGCACAGCAACACGCCCAUGCUGCGCGAGCAGUGGUGUGCCCUGGAUUCCCUGAAGCAGCGCCGCGGUCGUGCUGGACGCGUCCAGCCCGGGGUUUGUCUGCGGCUCCUCCCGGAGAGGAACUUAGAGCGCUUGGAUGCCGUGUCCCCCCCGGAGAUGCAGCGGGUGCCGUUGGAGAACGUCUACUUGCAGGUGUGCGCCAGCGGCAUCGACGACAGGCCCGGUUUCCUGGCAAAGACGCCGGAUCCGCCCGACGAGCUCUCGGUGCUCUUUGCGGAGGCGGCCUUGCGUGACCUCGGGGCACUCGACCAAGCACAGCCCGACGGCAAUGUCUGUGCGGAAUCCGAUGAUGACGACUCAGGACACCAGCAAGCGGGCGAGCUGGCAAAGCGCCAGGCCAGACCGAUCCCUGUGAGUCCCAGCUUGGGAGCCCGACGUCGGUGGGCUCACAUCGUGCAAGAGUGGCGCUUCGGCGACAUGAAGCAGCGGGAGCUCUGCAAGAAGCUGGGGCUCUCCUUCGAGCGGAUGGCCUCCUCCAUGUUCGAGCGCCGGCACUUGCUCGAGUCCUUGGUCCAAGUGGGACUCCUUCCGGGGAACUUCAAGGACUUGGAGUGGGAGCGGAAGAACAAGGUUCCAGACUGGAACCUCGUCCGUGCCGCCGUGGUUGGGGGCCUGUACCCCAACAUCAUCCACGUCUCGCGGAGCCCCCCGAAGUUCCAGAGUGCGACCAUGAUGGACAAGGCCAAGUACCUCACCUACCAAGUGCUGCAGAGGCAUGUGAAGAUGGAACAGCAAUCCUAUCCAAAGCGCCUCAACGUGCACCCGAACUCACUGAUGUUUGGCCACGACCAGUUCCAUUGCCCGUGGUUAGCCUACUACACCAUCCAGCAGACCAGUAAGCUCUAUGCCUACGACGUCUCGGAGGUGAGCCCUUUUGCUCUGCUCCUCUUCGGCGGUGAUCUGGAGCCAAAUCAUGGUGGCAUCGAGGUGGGGAAGUGGGCCACCUUCAAGUGCCGGGGCGGCAAGCAGCUCUUGCCCCUCCUGCAGGCUGCCCGGAAGGCCAUCCAGGACGUCCUGGAGAGAAAGCUCGAGGACUUGAAGUUCGAUCUCAGCAGCUCCAAGGAGCUGCGAGCCUGCAUCGAGCUGCUCAGGUGCAAUGGCCUAGGCUUUCGCAAAGAGGACCCGGCCGACAUCGUGCGGUGCAGCGACGGGCAGGAUCGUGAGUUCAACGAGUUCGAGAACGAGACAGCUUACAUGACGCGGAAGGAUAACGAGCAGCAAGAGCACAUGAACAAAGUGUGGGCCGACGCAAAGAAGCUCGCGGAUUCAUAUUUCUUUUCCGUAUUCUUUGAAUUCCAAUUACCUGCACACGGGCCGCGCCCCCCGUGUUGGAGCCAGUGGCGCGGCCCUACGAUGCCCAGGCUUUUGCGCUGGGCGCCCUUAGCUCUCCUCUCGCUGGGCGUGUCUGGCGAGGGAGCCGGCUCCAUAUCGCCCCAUCACGGCCAAGCCAGCCACAGUAGAAGCACGCCGCAGGCGAAGGUGCACCACCAAGAGCGGCAAACGAUUUCCAAGGCCGCAGAUCACCAGACAGUCCUGCUCGAGCGGAGCGACCCCAAGCCCGAGAGCAAGGCAAAUAGUAGCACAGGCAGCCCGAAGGAGCCCACGUGCCAACCCGACUCUGAGCUCUUUCAGCAAGUUGUCGCAAGUAAAGACAGGCACCUCUUCUUCAGUCAAAGGAAGGCCACGACAGUCCCCUUCCAGGACAUUUCGGGAAUUCCACGUUCCUGCGAAAGUUGGAAAGACAAACCGCAGUGCUGCACGAGGAUGUUUUACAAGCGCCUGGCUGAUGAGAUUCAGCCCAUGGCAAAGGAGAAUCUUUCCCUGGCGGCACUGAUGCCCUACUGCUCGGCUUUCCGCCAUCUUGUUCUGUGCCGCGCACGCAGAG
This is a messenger RNA of Symbiodinium necroappetens, 3925 nucleotides long. The record is from the annotation of a GenBank genome assembly. Lineage: Eukaryota; Dinophyceae; Suessiales; Symbiodiniaceae.